UAAUAUAAAUCCAUAUAAUAUAGUGUUAAGUACUAUUGAAGAGUUUUGUGUCCGUUUGCAUAUACUUCCAUAUACGUCCGUAGCGGUUUAUUUAUUAUUUUCUCAAUAUUAAAUAAUAAUAUUAAGUAUUAUUGUUCUAACACCGCCGUGACUGCUGAUCAGUAGUUGUUAUAUCGGUAAACCGUUAAUAAUAGUGUUGUUAAGCUGCUGUUAAGUUACACGCAUUUACAAAGAAUAAGUGGCGGUAAAAUCAGAGCAGCGCGACAGCGUUGUUAUUCAUAACUUGAUUUGUAAACAUGAGGUUCAAGAAAAAAAUCAUGCUGCGCUUGAAAAAAGGCUUUUCGGAGCACUUACUUCAAGUGGCACUGCUGUUAUCGCUUAUCGGUUCCGACCGUUUGGGGCCUACGUUUGGUAUUUGGUCUUCGGUUCCGUCAGCCGAAGUUGAAGUUGGCCCUUUACAACAUUGGAACACAGAUGGCUAUUCACAGGCAUUCGGGCCAUUUUCUGAGAUCCAUCCUAAAAGCGUCGAACGAGAUUUAGACCGGCAAUGGUUACUCAGCGAAUUGCUCUCUCUAGGUCGUUAUAGUGAAAGAUAUCCAUCAAAUAUCGAAGCCUAUUUAUUAAAUGUAGAUGGUAGCGACGGUAAUGACAAUCAGCAACCUGGAGGUCAGGGUGUUGUAAAAACUGAACCUAAGGAAGAAGAUAGCGGCAACGGCGAAGACGAUGAUGACGCGGAGAAUCCGUUUGACACAGAUAUAGUCCGUGACGUUUUUACUUUAGAGCCAGAGGAUGCAGAAUUGGUUGAAGCCUUGUGGAAAGUCGAUUUGGAUUAUGGAUCCUCAGCUACUAAUACCCCAGUUGGCGAACAACGAGCUUUCCCUUUCAGCAAUGACGUUGACUCAUUUUUGUUACCCGGAGAUGAACCUCCGUCGUGGAAUCGUACUUAUAACAGCCCUCUAAAUUCAUCAGAUCGCAAUUGGUUCUUGCCUCCAUUGGGUUUCAACUCUAGCGAUUUUCAUGACGAAGAAGCAACUGAACGUAGCCGAGAAAGCUUGGAUAAUUAUUGGGAGGUCAGUCGCUGGCUAGUGGAUCUCAGAUCAGCAGGUGAUAACACUCGAUCGAGGCAAACUUCGACCAAUAAUGACACCGAAACAUCGGAUUUGGAUGCUGAAGAAUAUAAGUAUAGCAAAUCAACUAAUGAAAAUAUUUCUUCUAGAGUAACUUCAUCCCCAAAGGCGAAAGAAUCUUCGUGUUACGAACCGUCGUUUGAAUUUGACUUGGACGAUUUCGAGUCGUUUGCCGACGAUAUGAUGCAGUGUUAUUCUCAACCCCCUCCAUCCACCAGACACUUUCAGGGAAGAAUGGGUUAUGCCAGAUCUGGUGGAAACAGCAUGGACCAACGAGGUUGGCAAGAUUUGGCAGCAUGUAGUCCGAUGUUAGCCUUUCCUGGUGAAGGUCAGCACCAACAUUACGCACAACAUCCGUCCACUGUCAACUACCCUGGCCCGAGCAUGUAUCAUCCGAAUUCUUCGGGCAACGUUCUGCUACAAAAUGUCAGUCUAUGCGCUCCACCACACCCACCUCCACCAGUCACUACAUCCGAUAUGAGCCAUGGCUCAUCAUCACUGCACCCCAUAUCCCAUUACCACCACCAUCCAUCACCCUUGGGUAUCUCAACUAAUUGUAAUCUUAGCUCCGCGGUGGCUACGUCUCUCCAUUUGCCUAGCAGCUCUUCAGAGCAGUCGCCGUCGUUCAAAACUGAACCAACGCAACAUCAACACGAAAUGAUGUUCCCUUAUCAAAAUCAUAAUAAUGAAAUGACACCGUCGUCGGAUGGUUUACUGUCUUCAAUAUUAAACGAUGACGAUUUGCAAUUAAUGGAUCCAGCAAUGGCACCAGACGGCAGUAUGUAUCCAGUUAGAAUGAUGGAUAGUGCAAGUUCAGUACCUUGUAACAACACUAUGAACAUGGUGCAGAAUAGUAGUGCUGGUGGAGAUUCUGACAGUGCAGUAAGCUCGAUGGGGUCGGAACGUGUACCUUCAUUAUCUUCAGAUACAGAAUGGAUGGAGACAAAUUCUGAUAGUGGACACAAUGAAGUUUAUCCUUCACAUUUACACCAAGAUUAUGGAAAAAUGAGAUGGUUGGAUAAUUACCUUUAUUCUGGUAGUGGUCGAGGUCAUUCAACCCCUCAAAAGAAGUAUCAAUUGUAUGGAAGGCGUAUGGUUGAUCCAGCAGCAGGUACCUCAAAUGGUUCUGAAUCGUCUAGACAAAACCUUGCUGGAAAUAUGGUAUCUGAUACACUCAACAUACCUUAUGACAUGUCUUUAAGAGAUGGAAUCCCAGUGCCCGGUUCUUCUCAUUUUUCAAGACAUAUUGCAGGUUGCUCAAGAUUGUUAACUCCAGAACACCAAGUAGCUCUUAACCACACUUAUGCUAUGCCACCAGAAGGACUACCCAGAAUACCUCGUACAAAACUCAAGAAUAAUUACAAAAGAAGUGAAGAUGAACAAUUAACAAGAGAUGAAAAAAGAGCUAGAAAUCUUAAUAUCCCAAUAAGUGUGGAUGACAUAAUAAAUUUACCUAUGGAUGAGUUUAAUGAACGAUUAUCUAAAUAUGACCUUUCUGAAAGCCAAUUGACAUUGAUUAGGGAUAUAAGACGUCGUGGUAAAAAUAAGGUGGCAGCUCAAAAUUGCAGAAAACGAAAAUUAGAUCAGAUACUCAGUUUAGCUGAUGAAGUUAAACAAAUGAAAGAUAGAAAGUUUAAUUUAUUACAAGAACGGGAAUAUUUAAUGACCGAAAGGAUGAGAGUGAAAACAAAAUAUGAUCUUCUUUACAACCAUAUAUUUGCUAGUUUAAGAGAUCCAGACGGUAACCCAUACUCACCAUAUACACAUACUUUGCGUGAGCAACCUGAUGGUAGUGUCAGUAUUGUGCCGAGAAAUAAUGUAACCCAGACUGAACGGAACCCUCGGCCUAAGCAGUCUAAGGAUAAGUAGUUACUUGUUUAGAAACUGCUUGAAAUUAUGAAUUUUAUAUUUUUUAAAUGCUGUGAUAUGAAAUUAUUGAUGGUCUUGGCCAUCACAAAAUUAUCAGGGAGCCGUGUGUACUUAAUAAUUUUGCUCAACUAUUUGCAAGUUUUUUUUAUUAUUUUCCCAAAGACAUCGCAGAUCAUAUGAUUUCUCCUUGAUGAAAACUUUAUUAAUUUAUUUUUAAAUUAGGUUGUAUUAUUUUUUAUGAAAAAGUAUAAUUAUAAAAAAAAUUUUAAUGAAUAUUUUAAAAUAAUCGAAAGAUUUAGGACAGAUUUUGUUUUAUUGAAUAUUUUUUGACUCGCAUUAACAUUUUAUUCACAGAACAAAUUAUUCUGCUCAAUGCGUGUCACCUUUGACAAAUCUCUCAUUAGUUAUUUUUUAUAAUUUUUUUCUCCUUGAUAACAAGUUCUCUUAUUUUCUUUUAAUAGGGAAAUGGAAGGUAUUUGGUUGAAUUAGAAAAUUUAUAAUUUAUUAUUUUUAUUUUUAAUUUGGUGAUUUUCUAAUUAAUUUAUUGUAUAUUAGCUUUUCUUUUUCUCUCUGUAACCAAAAAUGUAUUGACAAUCUUAUAUGUCACUGCGUUUUGGGCUUAUUAAUAUUGUAAAAAUUUAUAAAUAUUUAAUAUCUAAAGUAACAUG
Daktulosphaira vitifoliae (grape phylloxera) is the source of this 3664-nucleotide messenger RNA. It is a transcript of the gene cnc, whose product is annotated as segmentation protein cap'n'collar. NCBI's taxonomy places the organism in Eukaryota, Metazoa, Arthropoda, Insecta, Hemiptera, Phylloxeridae. Gene Ontology annotation, molecular function: RNA polymerase II cis-regulatory region sequence-specific DNA binding; DNA-binding transcription factor activity, RNA polymerase II-specific. Gene Ontology annotation, biological process: regulation of transcription by RNA polymerase II. Bases 297 to 2996 code for a protein of 899 amino acids. The record is from RefSeq and is a predicted model, not a curated record. Gene Ontology annotation, cellular component: nucleus. The transcript is spliced from 15 exons.